AUGAAUCCUGCAAACCCCAAUCCGUACCGUCUGCCCGAAAACCCCGUGUGGUUAAUCACCGGGUGUUCCAGUGGAAUUGGUCGAGAAAUCGCCAAGUACAUCGCCUCGAAACCGAACCAGCGCCUCAUUGCCACCGCACGAGACCCGUCCACUCUGUCGUACCUCCCAGAAAGCCAUGAUAUUUUGAAGCUGCCUCUGGACGUCACUUCUCCUUCAUCCGUCAAUGGCGCCUUCAAUGCGGCAGCUGCACAUUUUGGAGACUCUUACCACAUUGAUGUCGUUGUCAACAACGCGGGAUACUCCCUCUCCGGAGACACCGAGGCCGCAACAGAAGAGCAGACUCACCAGGAAAUUGAGACACUCUUCUUCGGCACAGCCCGCGUUUCCAUGAAAGCAGUCGAAGUGAUGCGCCAGGAAAAGAACCAUCGUGGUGGAUUGAUCUUCAACGUCUCUUCCUUGGCUGGGGUUUGCGCCUUUCCUGGACACGCGUACUACCAUGCUGGUAAAUUUGCCGUUGAAGGUUGGACAGAGUCCGUUGCAAAAGAGAUGCACCCCGACUGGAACAUCAACUUCUGCAUCGUCGAGCCCAGCGGUGUCAAGACCAACUUCGAAGGCAGCAGCAAAAAGUACAUGGAUCCUCACCCUGCCUAUACUGGCGACGACAUGCCAGCUAGAAAGUUGGAGGCCAUUGUUUCGCAAGCCCUCAAGGGUGGUGCUGGUAUCGAGCCUGUUGCUAUUGCUGAGGCGCUGUUUAAGGUUGCCUCUCGGGGAGAGAAGAUUCCGCUGCAUUUGGCUCUGGGAGAUGUCUCUCUCAAGUUGAUCAGGGCCAAGUUUGAGGCUCGUCUUCAGAAUUUGGAGACUUAUAGGGAAUUGGGCGCCAUUGGUUCAUGA
This is a messenger RNA of Pochonia chlamydosporia 170, 891 nucleotides long. Its product is annotated as short chain dehydrogenase. The transcript is spliced from 3 exons. Bases 1 to 891 code for a protein of 296 amino acids. The record is from RefSeq and is a predicted model, not a curated record. NCBI's taxonomy places the organism in Eukaryota, Fungi, Ascomycota, Sordariomycetes, Hypocreales, Clavicipitaceae.